Euleptes europaea (tarantolino) is the source of this 1194-nucleotide messenger RNA. RefSeq names its product mevalonate kinase (gene MVK). The coding region runs from base 1 to 1194 and encodes 397 amino acids. NCBI's taxonomy places the organism in Eukaryota, Metazoa, Chordata, Lepidosauria, Squamata, Sphaerodactylidae. The record is from RefSeq and is a predicted model, not a curated record. Gene Ontology annotation, molecular function: ATP binding; mevalonate kinase activity. Gene Ontology annotation, cellular component: cytoplasm. The transcript has 10 exons. Gene Ontology annotation, biological process: cholesterol biosynthetic process; isoprenoid biosynthetic process.
AUGCUGGCCAGGACUCUGUUUGUGUCUGCCCCAGGGAAAGUUAUACUUCAUGGUGAGCAUGCUGUGGUCCACGGCAAGGCUGCUUUGGCUGUGGCGGUGAACUUGAGAACCUUCCUUAAGAUGACCCCUCGGAAUGACGGCAAAGUCUCGGUAGAGCUGCCAAAUAUCGGGACCAGGCUAUGCUGGGAAACCUCGGAACUCCAGCCACUGUUAGUGGCGUUCCCUGCUGACCAGACUGAAUGUCAGCCCCCCAGCCCAGGACAAGUAGAGAAGUUGAAAGAGUUUGCCGGACUCACCAACACAGCUUCAGCCACGCAAAGCCUGGCCACCCUCGCGUUUCUGUACUUAUACCUGUCCAUUGCAUCCAAAUGUGGGUUCCUGCCGAGUGUGGACAUCCUGGUGUGGUCUGAGCUGCCCACGGGGGCUGGGUUAGGCUCCAGUGCUGCGUAUUCGGUCUGCCUGGCAGGAGCCUUGCUUUCUGGCAGCGGAGUCAUUGGCUACCCUCUGGAGGAGGGCCAGUCUGUGGGCAGGUGGCCCCAAGAGGAGGUGGCCGUGAUCAACAGUUGGGCCUUCCGAGGAGAGCAGGUGAUCCACGGGAACCCAUCAGGGGUGGACAAUGCAGUAGGCACCAGGGGUGGAGCUCUGCGGUACCAGUCGGGGAAGAUCUGCUCAUUAAAAAGUGUUCCCACAUUAAGGAUUUUACUGACCAACACGCGGGUUCCUCGGAGCACCAAGGUGCUGGUGGCAGGCGUCAGAGACAAGAUUAUGAAGUUUCCUGCUAUAAUGGAGCCAGUUCUCACAUCGGUAGAUGCCAUUUCUCAGGAGUGCGAAGCUGUUCUCGAAGAGAUGGCUGAACAUCCAUCACUGGAGCACUACCCUGUUCUAGAGGAGCUGAUGGACAUAAACCAGCACCACCUGAAUGUGAUGGGCGUGGGCCAUUCCUCCCUGGACAAAGUCUGCCAGGUCACCGCCUCACAUGGCCUGCACAGCAAACUGACGGGGGCCGGCGGAGGAGGCUGUGCCAUCACCUUGCUGCGGCCAGACACGGCCCCUUCGGUGGUGGAGGCUGCUACGCGAGACCUCAGCGACUGUGGCUUCGAGUGCUGGGAGACGGACAUCGGGGCCCCCGGAAUAUGUGCACAUUCAGCGCAGUCCCUCAAAGCAGAAGUACUGCAGGCUUUCAGCGGGAUGUAG